Mycosarcoma maydis (corn smut) is the source of this 1698-nucleotide messenger RNA. RefSeq names its product putative methylmalonate-semialdehyde dehydrogenase (acylating). Gene Ontology annotation, biological process: L-valine catabolic process; thymine catabolic process. NCBI's taxonomy places the organism in Eukaryota, Fungi, Basidiomycota, Ustilaginomycetes, Ustilaginales. The coding region runs from base 1 to 1698 and encodes 565 amino acids. Gene Ontology annotation, molecular function: malonate-semialdehyde dehydrogenase (acetylating, [NAD(P)+]) activity; methylmalonate-semialdehyde dehydrogenase (acylating, NAD+) activity. Gene Ontology annotation, cellular component: mitochondrion. The record is from RefSeq and is a predicted model, not a curated record. The transcript has a single exon.
AUGCGAUCAGUCAGCCUUCUCCGCGCCUCUUCCAAGGCUUUCAGCGACACGAGCGCUGCACGAUGCCUUUCCACCUCGGCGACUUCUAGGCUCGCACAGCCCGCUGCUGCCGCUGCUACCGGUGCGGCGAAGGCGCAACUCAGCCAGAUCGCACUCUCUCGAGCCAAGGAUGUCGAGUCGAACUGGCAGGGAACCUCGAUGCUCGGUGGUACGACCAAGAACUAUAUUGACGGCAAGUUUGUCGAAUCUUCCACCUCGUCGUGGCUCGACGUCAACGAUCCUUCCACUCAAGCUCUUCUUUCCAGGGUUCCACUCACUACCAAGUCCGAGUUUGAGGCUGCUGUCGCCAACGCCCAGGCCGCUUUCCCGGCGUGGAGGGAGACCAGUCUGCUUAGCCGACAGCAGGUCAUGUUCAAGCUCCAGGCUCUUCUGCGCGACCACAUGGACGACAUUGCCAACGCCAUUGUUCUAGAACAGGGCAAGACGUUUGCUGAUGCUAAGGGCGAUGUGCUUCGUGGCCUUCAAGUCGUUGAAGUCGCUUGUGGUAUCACCAGUACUUUGAUGGAGGAGCGCAUCGAGGUGUCCAAGGACAUGGACACCUAUGCUCGUCGUGAACCUCUAGGUGUCACUGCUGCCAUUGCACCCUUCAACUUCCCCGCUAUGAUCCCUCUCUGGUCCAUCCCCAUGGCGACUGUUACGGGCAACACGCUUGUCCUCAAGCCCUCGGAGCGCGUUCCAGGUGCCUCGAUGAUCAUUGCUGAACUCUGCGAGCGAGCUGGCAUGCCCAAGGGUGUGCUUAACGUCGUCAAUGGUGCCGUCGACAUUGUCAAUGGUAUCUGCGACGAUCCGCGCAUCAAAGCCAUCUCCUUUGUCGGCUCCGACAAAGCCGGUGCGCACAUCUACAAUCGCGGCACUGCUAACGGCAAGCGCGUUCAGGCCAAUCUGGGUGCUAAGAACCACGCCAUCCUCAUGCCCGAUGCGAACAAGAACUUUGCGCUCAACUCGAUCGCAGGUGCUGCGUUUGGUGCGGCUGGUCAGCGAUGCAUGGCUCUUUCUGUUGUAGUUGCUGUUGGUGAAGCGCAGUCGUGGGUGCCCGAGCUGGUGGAGCGCGCCAAGCAGCUCAAAAUUUCUGGAGGAUUCGAAGAAGGUGCUGAUCUGGGACCACUCAUCUCGCCUCAAGCACGCGAGCGCGUCCGUUCGCUCACUGGUAGCGUCGAACAGGAAGGUGGCAAGAUCCUUCUCGACGGUCGCGAUUUCUCGUGUCCCGACUAUCCCAACGGCAACUUUGUCGGUCCUUCCGUCAUCGAAGCUGGCCCUGGAAUGAAGGCCUAUGACCAGGAAAUCUUCGGUCCUACCCUCGUCGUCCUCAAAGCCGAUACGCUCGACCAAGCUAUCGACUACAUCAACAAGAACAAGUACGGCAACGGUGCGGCUAUCUUCACCACCAACGGUGCCACGGCACGCAAGUUCGAAAAGAACGUCAAUGCCGGUCAGCUGGGUGUCAAUGUUCCCGUUCCUGUGCCGCUGCCCAUGUUCGCAUGGAGCGGCAACAAGGGUAGUGUGAUGGGCGACAUUGGCUUCUAUGGUAAAAGCGCGUUGAACUUCUACACGAGCUUCAAGACGAGCACCAGCUUGUGGAGGAGCGAUGACGCUCAGUUGAGCGAGAAGGCUAGUGUUAACAUGCCCACGAUGUCGUAA